Messenger RNA from Scheffersomyces amazonensis, 6328 nucleotides. It is a transcript of the gene TOR1, whose product is annotated as phosphatidylinositol kinase-related protein kinase. Lineage: Eukaryota; Fungi; Ascomycota; Pichiomycetes; Serinales; Debaryomycetaceae. The record is from RefSeq and is a predicted model, not a curated record. Gene Ontology annotation, molecular function: protein-containing complex binding; protein serine/threonine kinase activity; protein binding. Gene Ontology annotation, biological process: negative regulation of macroautophagy; TOR signaling; protein phosphorylation. Gene Ontology annotation, cellular component: TORC2 complex; nucleus; TORC1 complex. The coding region runs from base 386 to 6280 and encodes 1964 amino acids. The transcript has a single exon.
AUUAACUAGUAAAUUUAAAGGUCAUAAAUUAUCAAUUAUAAGACAAGAAUUAACAAAUAUAUUUCCAUUAUUAUGUAAAGUUAAUCCAGAAGUAUUUGUGGAAAAAUAUUUACAUCGAACUUUAUUUCAUUAUUUAACUCAAUUGAAAAAGUAUAAACAACCAGCUGAUAAAUCAGCUAUAUUUAAAAGUAUUGGAUUAAUUGCUUUAGAAGUUGGUCAACAAAUUGCUACUUAUUUAGAUGCAAUUCUUGAUAAUAUAAGAGAAGGACUUUCAGUAAAUGAUUCAACUUCAAGAACUGAAGCAGCAAUAUUUGAUUGUAUUGGGAAAUUAUCAAUUGCUGUUGGACCAGCAUUAACAAAACAUCUUCAAAGUGAUAUACUUGAUAUGAUGUUUACAAAUUGUUCAUUAUCAAAACAUAUGCAAACAAUGCUUGAAACUUUAAUUAUAAAUAUCCCUAGUUUAACUAAUUUAAUUAAUAUGAAAUUAUUAAAUCUUUUAAGUUUAGUAUUAUCAGGUAAACCAUUUCAACCUCCUGGUUCACCUUAUGGUACAAUAAAGAUGAAUGAAAAUUUAGCUCGAGAUCGUAGAUUAUCAAUGAUAUCUCGAGAAACUGGUCAUACACCAAAUCAUAUAUUACUGAAUCCUGAAACUUAUGAAAAUUAUGAUAGUAUUAUAUUAAUUCAAGCAUUAGAAAUGUUGGCAUUUUUUAAAUUUGAAAAUUAUCAAUUAAAUGAAUUUGUAAGAUAUUGUACAAUAACUUAUCUUGAACAUUCAAAUGCAAAAGUUCGUCAAACUGCAACUAUAACUUCAUGUCAAAUUUUUAUAAAAGAUCCUAUAUGUCAACAAACUAGUGUAAAUGCUUUAAAUGCUGUUAAUGAAGUAUUAGAUAAAUUAUUAUCUAUAUCAAUAACUGAUCCUAAUCCUGAAACAAGAUUAGAAGGUUUAUUAUGUCUUGCUAAUGCAGGAAAUUUUGAUCCUCAAUUAUCUCAAGCUGAUAAUGUUAGAUUAUUAUUUAUUGCUCUUAAUGAUGAAGUAUUUGCAGUAAGAAAAACUGCUAUUAGAAUCUUAGGAAGAUUAUCAUCAAUUAAUCCAGCUUAUAUUGUACCAUCAUUAAGAAAAACUUUAAUUCAAUUAUUAACAAGAUUAGAAUAUUCAACUACUACUAGGAAAAAGGAAGAAAGUGCAAUAUUAUUAUCAUUACUUAUAAGUAAUUCAAAAGAAUUAACUCGUCCUUAUGUUAAACCAAUAGUUGAAGUUUUAUUACCAAAGGCUAAAGAUUUAGAAUCUUCUUCAGUAGCUUCAAGUGCAAUUAAUUGUCUUGGAGAAUUAGCUGUAGUUGGUGGAGAAGAUUUAAAACCAUUUAUACCUGAUCUUAUGCCAUUAAUUCUUGAUACAUUUCAAGAUCAAUCAUCAUUUUAUAAACGUGAUGCUGCUUUAAAGGCACUUGGACAAUUAGCAAGUUCUUCAGGUUAUGUUAUUCAACCAUUACUUGAUUAUCCUCAAUUAUUAGGAAUGUUAGUAGCCAUAUUAAAACUGGAAACUUCACCUCAAAUUAGACGAGAAACUGUAAGAUUAUUAGGUAUAUUAGGAGCUCUUGAUCCUUAUAAACAUCGAGAAGUUGAACAAGGACCAGUUGAACAAAAUGCUCCACCUAUUGAUGUAGCAUUAUUAAUGCAAGGAAUGUCACCAUCUAAUGAAGAAUAUUAUCCAACAGUUGCUAUAACUCAUUUAAUGAAAAUUCUUAAAGAUCCUUCAUUAAAUUCUCAUCAUUCAAAAGUUAUUCAAGCUAUAAUGUAUAUGUUUCAAACUUUAGGUUUAAGAUGUGUAUCAUUUUUACCACAAAUUAUUCCUGGAAUUAUUCAUGUAAUGAAUAGUAAUUGUCAACAAGCUAUGCUUAAAUUUUAUUUUCAACAAUUAGCUCAAUUAAUUUUAAUUGUUAAACAACAUAUUCGACCAUUUUUAACAGAUAUAUUUGAAGUUAUAACAAAAUUCUUUAGUAAUAUGCAAGUAAUAAUUAUUAAUUUAAUUGAAGCUAUAUCUCGAGCAUUAGAAGGAGAAUUUAAAAUGUAUUUAUCAGAUAUUUUAAGUUUAUUAUUAGAUGUAUUUGAAGAUGAUAAAUCUCCUAAACGAGAACCAACUUUACAUGUUUUAAAAAGUUUUGUUAUAUUUGGUAGUAAUAUUGAAGAAUAUGUUCAUAUAAUUGUUCCAAGUAUUGUUAAAAUGUUUGAAUUUGGUCCUUUAGUAUUAAGAAAAGCUGCUAUUGAAACUAUUGGAAGAUUAUCUCGUAAUGUAAUAUUAAAUGAUAUGGCAUCAAGAAUAAUUCAUCCAUUACUUCGAGUCUUACGUCAAGGUAAUGAUGAUUUAAGAAUUACUGCUAUAAAUACUUUAAGUUGUUUAUUAAUUCAUUUAGGUAAUGAAUUCAGUGUUUUCAUCCCCGUUGUUAAAAAAAUUAUUAUUCAACAAAAGAUUCAUGCACCAAAAUUUGAACAUUUAAUUAAUAAAUUAGUUAGUGGAGAUCCUUUACCACAAAUGGAUAUUUAUAAAGAAUAUGAUAUUCAAACUCAUCAAGGAGUUGUGGAUGUUCCAUCUAAAAAAUUACCAGUAAAUCAAGGAGCUUUAAAAAUUGCUUGGGAUUGUAGUCAAUGUCGAACUAAAGAAGAUUGGCAAGAAUGGAUUAAUCGGUUAAGUAAAGAAUUAUUAAAACAAAGUCCUUCUCAUGCUAUUAGAGCUUGUGCAGGUUUAGCUACCGAUUAUUAUGCUUUAGCUAAAGAUUUAUUUAAUGCUAGUUUUGCCAGUUGUUGGAGUGAACUUUAUUCUCAACAUCAAGAAGAAUUAGUUCAAUCAUUUUGUGUAGCUUUAUCAUCACCAAAUAAUCCUCCAGAAAUUCAUCAAAUUUUAUUAAAUUUAGUAGAAUUUAUGGAACAUGAUGAUAAAUCUUUACCAAUUGCUAUAACUACUCUUGGACAAUAUGCUCAAAGAUGUCAUGCAUUUGCUAAAGCAUUACAUUAUAAAGAAUUAGAAUUUUAUGAAGAACCAAAUACUCCAACUAUAGAAUCAUUAAUUAGUAUAAAUAAUCAAUUACAACAAUCAGAUGCAGCCAUUGGAAUAUUAAAACAUGCUCAACUUCAUCAUGAUUUACAACUUAAAGAAACUUGGUAUGAAAAAUUACAACGAUGGGAUGAUGCACUUAAAGCAUAUAAUGAACGAGAAAAACAUGAACCAAAUAAUAUGGAAAUUACUAUGGGGAAAAUGAGAUGUUUACAUGCCUUAGGUGAAUGGGAACAAUUAAGUGAAUUAGCUAAAAGUAAAUGGGAUAAUUCAUCUAGUGAAAUUAAACGUAGUGUUGCACCAUUAGCCGCCGCAGCAUCUUGGGGUUUAGGUCAAUGGGAUAGAAUGGAUACUUGUAUUAAAGUAAUGAAAUCUGAAUCUCCUGAUAAAGCAUUCUUUAAUGCCAUAUUAAGUCUUCAUAGAAAUAAUUUUGAUGAAGCUUCUGGUCAUAUUUUAAAGGCUCGAGAUUUAUUAGUAACAGAAAUAACUGCUUUAGUAAGUGAAAGUUAUACUCGAGCUUAUGGAGUGGUUGUUAGAGUUCAAAUGUUGGCAGAAUUAGAAGAAAUUAUUAAGUAUAAAAUGUUACCUCAAGGUUCAGAAAGAAGAGCUAUAAUGAGAAAAACUUGGAAUACUCGAUUACUUGGAUGUCAAAGAAAUGUAGAUAUUUGGCAAAGAAUGUUAAAAGUUAGAGCCUUAGUUAUAAAACCAAAACAAGAUAUGGAUAUGUGGAUUAAAUUUGCCAAUCUAUGUCGAAAAUCAGGUCGAUUAAAUUUAGCUGAGAAAUCUCUUAAUUCAUUACUUGAAGUUGGAGCUCCAGAAAAUCCUUCUCGAGCUCCACCUCAAGUAGUUUAUGCUCAAUUAAAAUAUAUGUGGGCUAAAGGUGAACAAACUGAAGCAUUAAGACAUUUAGUAGAUUUUACAACAAGAAUGUCUCAAGAUUUAGGAUUAAAUCCUAAUGAUUUAAUUACUCAACCUUUACCUUCAGAAGGUCCAAAACAUGUGGAAGAAUAUACAAAAUUACUUGCACGAUGUUUUUUAAAGCAAGGUGAAUGGCAAAUUGCUUUAAAUUCUAAUUGGAGAACUGAAACUUCAGAAAUUAUUUUGGGAGCAUACCUUUUAGCUACACAUUUUGAUAAAAAAUGGUAUAAAGCAUGGCAUAAUUGGGCUCUUGCAAAUUUUGAAGUUAUAUCACUUUAUACAAAUAAUGAAUCUACGGCUGCUAAUAAAGUUGAUUCUAAUAUGAUACCAUUAGAAGCAGUUCAACGUCAUGUAAUUCCAUCUAUAAAAGGAUUUUUUCAUUCAAUUGCUUUAUCUAAUUCAAAUUCUUUACAAGAUAUGUUAAGAUUAUUAACUUUAUGGUUUAAAUUUGGGGGAAUUCCAGAAGCAGCUCAAGCCAUGACUGAAGGAUUUAAUAUGGUUAAAAUUGAUAAUUGGUUAGAAGUUCUACCACAAUUAAUUUCAAGAAUUCAUCAACCUGAUCAAAUAGUUAGUCGAUCAUUAUUUGGAUUAUUAGCUGAACUUGGUCGAGCUCAUCCUCAAGCACUUGUUUAUCCAUUAGCAGUGGCAGUUACUUCUGAAUCAGUUAGUAGAAAGAGAGCUGCAGAAUCAAUAAUUGAAAAAAUGAGAGUUCAUUCUUCAAGUUUAGUUGAUCAAGCAGAAUUAGUUAGUCAUGAACUUAUACGAGUAGCAGUAUUAUGGCAUGAACAAUGGUAUGAAGGUUUAGAAGAUGCUUCAAGAUUAUUCUUUGGUGAACAUAAUACAGAAAAGAUGUUUGAAGUAUUAGAACCUUUACAUCAAAUGUUACUGAAAGGUCCUGAAACUAUGAGAGAAUCUGCCUUUGCAACAGCUUUUGGUCGAGAAUUAUCUGAUGCUUAUGAAUGGGUAUUAAAUUUCCGUCGUACAAAAGAUAUAACUAAUUUAAAUCAAGCUUGGGAUAUUUAUUAUAAUGUAUUUAGAAGAAUUAGUCGUCAAUUACCUCAAUUACAAAGUUUAGAAUUACAAUUUGUAUCUCCAAAAUUAGAAGAAGCUCAAGAUUUAGAAUUAGCUGUACCAGGAACUUAUCUGGCUAAUAAAUCAAUUAUUAGAAUUAAAAGAUUUGAUCCAACUGUAUCAGUUAUAUCAUCAAAACAAAGACCAAGAAAACUUUUAUGUAAAGGUAGUGAUGGUAAAGAUUAUUUAUUUGUAUUAAAGGGUCAUGAAGAUAUUCGUCAAGAUAAUUUAGUUAUGCAAUUAUUUGGAUUAGUUAAUACAUUAUUAAUGAAUGAUCCAGAAUGUUUUAAACGUCAUUUAGAUAUUCAACAAUAUCCGGCAAUACCUUUAUCACCAAAAGUUGGUUUAUUAGGUUGGGUACCAAAUAGUGAUACAUUUCAUGUACUUAUAAGAGAAUAUCGAGAAUCUAGAAAAAUUUUAUUAAAUAUUGAACAUCGAAUUAUGUUACAAAUGGCUCCUGAUUAUGAUAGUUUAACACUUUUACAAAAAGUUGAAGUAUUUACUGGAGCUUUAGAUAAUACAAGAGGUCAAGAUUUAUAUAAAGUAUUAUGGUUAAAAUCAAAAUCUUCUGAAGCUUGGUUAGAUCGUAGAACAACUUAUACAAGAUCUUUAGCAGUUAUGUCAAUGGUAGGUUAUAUAUUAGGAUUAGGAGAUCGUCAUCCAUCUAAUUUAAUGUUAGAUAGAAUUACUGGGAAAGUAGUUCAUAUUGAUUUUGGUGAUUGUUUUGAAGCAGCCAUACUUCGAGAAAAGUAUCCCGAAAAAGUUCCAUUUAGAUUAACAAGAAUGUUAAAUUAUGCUAUGGAAGUUAGUGGAAUUGAAGGAUCAUUUAGAAUUACUUGUGAACAUGUUAUGAGAGUUUUAAGAGAUAAUAAAGAAUCAUUAAUGGCAAUUUUAGAAGCUUUUGCUUAUGAUCCAUUAAUUAAUUGGGGAUUUGAAUUUCCUACAAAAGCAGUAGCUGAAGCUACUGGUAUAAAAGUUCAUCAAGUUAAUACGACUGAAUUAUUAAGAAGAGGUCAAAUUGAUGAACAAGAAGCCGCUAGAUUAACUAAAAAGAAUGAAUUAGAAAUUAGAAAUGCUCGUGCUUCAUUAAUUUUAAAGAGAAUUACUGAUAAAUUAACUGGUAAUGAUAUAAAACGUUUAAGAGGUUUAGAUGUUCCAACUCAAGUAGAUAAAUUAAUUCAACAAGCUACCAGUGUUGAGAAUUUAUGUCAACAUUAUAUUGGUUGGUGUUCAUUCUGGUAAAUAAAUUAAUAUACAUUUAUGACUAUGACUAUGACUAUGACUAUGACU